UGGAUCGCUACAUGUACCCAGCUUACAAUCCUUAUUCGUAUAGGUACCUGAACCCUAGGAAUAAAGGGAUGAGCUGGAGACAGAAGAACUAUUUGGCCAGUUAUGGAGACACUGGGGACUACUGUGAUAAUUAUCAGAGGGCUCAGCUGAAGGCCAUCUUGUCUCAAGUGAACCCUAACCUCACGCCAAGGCUCUGCAGAGCAAACACAAGGGAUGUGGGGGUGCAGGUAAACCCCAGGCAAGAUGCAUCAGUCCAGUGCUCCUUGGGGCCCAGAACUUUACUCAGAAGGAGACCUGGGGCCCUACGGAAGCCUCCACCAGAGCAAGGGAGUCCUGCCUCCCCCACAAAGACUGUGAGAUUCCCCAGGACUAUUGCGGUAUAUUCACCUGUGGCUGCAGGAAGGUUGGCUCCAUUUCAGGAUGAAGGGGUCAAUCUGGAAGAGAAGGGUGAGGCAGUGAGAAGUGAAGGCUCUGAAGGAGGGAGGCAGGAAGGAAAGCAAGGGGAUGGAGAGAUCAAGGAACAGAUGAAGAUGGACAAGACAGAUGAAGAGGAAGCAGCCCCUGCUCAGACAAGGCCAAAGUUCCAGUUCCUGGAGCAGAAGUACGGAUAUUAUCACUGUAAGGACUGCAACAUCCGCUGGGAGAGCGCCUACGUGUGGUGUGUGCAGGAAACCAAUAAGGUGUACUUCAAGCAGUUCUGCAGGACAUGUCAGAAAUCCUAUAAUCCCUACCGUGUGGAAGACAUCAUGUGUCAGAGCUGCAAGCAGACGAGAUGCGCGUGUCCUGUCAAACUGCGUCACGUUGACCCCAAGAGGCCCCACCGCCAGGAUCUGUGUGGGAGAUGCAAAGGCAAACGGCUCUCGUGUGACAGCACCUUUAGCUUCAAGUAUAUCAUUUGAUUGUGUGUAAUUCAUACAUUUCUAGCUACAUUAAUUAAGCCAGGAAAGGGCUUCAUUUAUGUUUUUGUUUUGGAGGAGACGACUGGGAAGGAACUGUCUGUGCAAUGCGCUCGCUUUCUUGUACUGAAUAAACAGAAUAGA
Messenger RNA from Xenopus laevis (African clawed frog), 1040 nucleotides. RefSeq names its product zygote arrest 1 S homeolog (gene zar1.S). Lineage: Eukaryota; Metazoa; Chordata; Amphibia; Anura; Pipidae. Gene Ontology annotation, biological process: translation; negative regulation of translation. The record is from RefSeq and is marked provisional. Gene Ontology annotation, cellular component: cytoplasmic ribonucleoprotein granule; cytoplasm. Gene Ontology annotation, molecular function: mRNA binding.